UACAAACAUAGAUUGAUAGUAUAUCGUAAAUAUGGCGGUUUGACAACUGCUUGUAAAUUGUAAGAUUAAAAAUUUUAUUUAUAUAUGAAAUUUAACAAAUAAUUAUACAAUAUUAAUUUUAAUAAAAUAAAACAUGUUAUUAACAUUAAAACCAGAUCAUAAGAAACAUGUAUUACUUCUUACAGAUUAUACACCGCAAGUUUUACAAGAUUUUUGCAAAUUAGCUUUAGAUUAUUUGCAAAAAGGACCAAAUAUUAAAUUAUAUAAUGCAGCAGCUCAAAAAUUAGAAGUUGAAGUAAGUCUAAUUAAAAAUUCAGUUGAAGGACUUGUUAAUUUAUUAAUAGAGAGUUGUAGAUAUAAGUUAAACUCUGAAGAUUUUAGAGAUUCUAUAACAUCUUUAGGUUUUUCAGAACAGCAGGAAAUUAUAUUAAGUAAAUUAUAUAAUGUUAAAAAAGAUGAAAUAUUAGAUACACUCAAGAAUAUUGGAUUUAAAUUACCAAAAUACCAUGACAUGGAAUGGAGAUUUGAAGUGCAGAUUGCAUCAAGAGCAUUAUUAAAGCAAGUUGCUCCACUUAUUACUUUGGAUUUAUCUAUAAAAAAUUCUGAUAAGGAUGAAAAUAUUGAACAUAUAUUACUUCAAACUGAUCCUAUUAAUUUAUCAUAUAUAACACAACAAUUAGAAGAAGCUGUACAAGAAGGGUAUAGUCAACAUAUUCGUAGACUUUCAAGAGUCAUAAAAUGAUAAUACUAUGUGUGUAAUGUAAUUAAAUUUUAUGCAAUAAAGUAUAUAGAUAUUAUAAAAUA
Messenger RNA from Apis dorsata (giant honeybee), 804 nucleotides. RefSeq names its product COMM domain-containing protein 2. Lineage: Eukaryota; Metazoa; Arthropoda; Insecta; Hymenoptera; Apidae. The record is from RefSeq and is a predicted model, not a curated record. Bases 134 to 742 code for a protein of 202 amino acids. The transcript is spliced from 5 exons.